Purpureocillium lilacinum is the source of this 978-nucleotide messenger RNA. RefSeq lists its product as uncharacterized. The record is from RefSeq and is a predicted model, not a curated record. Gene Ontology annotation, molecular function: peroxidase activity; heme binding. Gene Ontology annotation, cellular component: cytosol. NCBI's taxonomy places the organism in Eukaryota, Fungi, Ascomycota, Sordariomycetes, Hypocreales, Ophiocordycipitaceae.
AUGAGCCGCUGCCCUGUUUCCUCCGCCGCGCGUCAGCCCCUGGCGACGAGUCAGGCGCAGGCUGUCGACGCUCCGUUGACGCAGUCGGCCACGUUCCUUGUCCUGUCCGUCGCGCCGCGGCCGGAAGCCCUCCAGACGGUCCGCGCGACGCUGGCGGGCAUUGACGGCCUGGCCAAGAACGUGACCAUCCGCGACUCCACGUCGACCUUCUCCUGUGCCGUCGGCAUCGGGAGUGACAUCUGGGACCAGCUCACGGGCCUGCCGCGCCCGGCCGAGCUGCACGCCUUCCCCACCGUCAAAGGCGCGGUUCACACCGCCGUGUCCACCCCUGGCGACCUGCUCUUCCACAUCCGUUCGGACCGCCGGGACAUCUGCUUCGAGUUUGAGCGCCAGCUCAUGAAGCUGCUUGGGGAUGCCGUCCAGGUCCAGGACGCCACCGUCGGCUUCCGCUACUUUGACCUCCGGGAUCUCCUGGGCUUCGUCGACGGCACAGCCAACCCUGUCGGUCCCGCGGUCCCAGAUUCAGUCCUAAUCGCCGACGAGGACGCAGCGGCUGCGGGGGGAAGCUACGUCGUCGUGCAAAAGUAUGUCCACGACCUGCGGGGUUGGGAGCGGCUGUCCACGGAGCAGCAGGAGGCCAUCAUCGGCCGCACCAAGAUGGACAACAUGGAGCUUGACGAUGCUGAGCAGGGGCAAAAGGCCCACAAAACGCUUGCAACCAUAGAGGACGAGGAUGGAAACGAGCACGACAUACUCCGUGAUAACAUGCCUUUCGGCUCGCCUGGCAACGGAGAGUUCGGAACCUACUUCAUAGGCUACUCGCGCAGGCUCUGGGUCACUGAGAAGAUGCUGGACAGGAUGUUUGUGGGCGAUCCGCCGGGGCUGCACGACCGUAUCCUGGACUACUCGAGGCCCAUGACGGGGACAACGUUUUACGCACCCCCUGCCGCCGUGCUCGCCGGUUUGGAUAAGAGCUAA